Molecule: messenger RNA, 1158 nt
Organism: Grammomys surdaster
Lineage: Eukaryota; Metazoa; Chordata; Mammalia; Rodentia; Muridae
Gene: Nr2e1
Product: nuclear receptor subfamily 2 group E member 1
Exons: 9
Coding region: 1-1158 (385 amino acids)
Biological process (GO): cell differentiation; anatomical structure development; negative regulation of transcription by RNA polymerase II
Molecular function (GO): RNA polymerase II cis-regulatory region sequence-specific DNA binding; zinc ion binding; nuclear receptor activity
Source: RefSeq, a predicted model, not a curated record
AUGAGCAAGCCCGCCGGAUCAACAAGCCGCAUUUUAGAUAUUCCUUGCAAAGUGUGUGGUGACCGCAGCUCCGGAAAGCACUACGGGGUCUACGCUUGCGAUGGCUGCUCUGGAUUCUUCAAGAGGAGCAUCCGAAGGAAUAGGACCUAUGUCUGCAAGUCUGGAAACCAGGGAGGAUGCCCCGUAGACAAGACACACAGAAACCAAUGCAGGGCGUGUCGACUGAAGAAGUGUUUGGAAGUCAACAUGAACAAAGAUGCCGUGCAGCACGAGCGGGGGCCUCGGACGUCCACCAUCCGCAAACAGGUGGCCCUCUACUUCCGUGGGCACAAGGAAGACAAUGGGGCCGCUGCUCACUUCCCCUCCGCGGCGCUGCCAGCCCCAGCUUUCUUCACAGCGGUCACGCAACUGGAGCCGCACGGUCUCGAGUUAGCUGCUGUAUCUGCCACCCCUGAACGGCAGACUCUUGUGAGCCUGGCUCAGCCCACGCCCAAGUAUCCCCAUGAAGUGAAUGGGACCCCAAUGUAUCUCUACGAAGUGGCCACUGAGUCCGUGUGUGAAUCAGCUGCCAGGCUUCUCUUCAUGAGCAUCAAGUGGGCAAAGAGUGUGCCAGCCUUUUCCACGUUGUCCUUGCAAGAUCAGCUGAUGCUUUUGGAAGACGCAUGGAGAGAACUGUUUGUUCUAGGAAUAGCACAAUGGGCCAUUCCGGUUGAUGCUAACACUCUACUGGCUGUAUCUGGCAUGAAUAGUGACAACACAGACUCCCAGAAGCUGAACAAGAUUAUAUCUGAAAUACAGGCUUUGCAGGAGGUGGUGGCUCGGUUCAGACAGCUCCGAUUAGACGCCACUGAAUUUGCCUGUCUGAAAUGUAUUGUCACUUUCAAAGCUGUUCCUACACACAGUGGUUCUGAACUGAGAAGUUUCCGGAAUGCUGCCGCCAUUGCAGCUCUCCAAGAUGAGGCUCAGCUAACUCUCAACAGCUACAUUCAUACCAGAUACCCCACCCAACCCUGCCGAUUUGGGAAACUCUUGUUGCUUUUACCAGCUUUACGGUCAAUCAGCCCAUCCACCAUAGAAGAAGUGUUUUUCAAAAAAACCAUCGGCAACGUGCCGAUUACGAGACUACUUUCAGAUAUGUACAAAUCCAGCGACAUCUAA